ACAAAAAAAAAAUAUUUUAUCAAAGAUGAAGAGUAUUGUUACUCUCUUAAUAACUUUUCUGUGCUUCACGGUUGCACAGCCCGUGAAUACUACGCUCGAUGGAAAUGCCAAAACAACUGUGGCACAACCUGUGAACGUAAUUAUAGCACAGCUUAUGAAUAUACCUGUAGUACAGCCUGUGAAUGCAACUGUCUCACAGCCUAUGAAUAUAACUGUAGUACAGCCUGUGAAUGCAACUGUAUCACAGCCUACGAAUACAACUGUGGCACAGCCUGCGAAUACAACUGUAGUACAGCCUGUGAAUGCAACUGUCUCGCAGCCUACGAAUACAACUGUGGCACAACCUGCGAAUACAACUGUAGUACAGCCUGUGAAUGCAACUGUCUCGCAGCCUAUGAAUACAACUGCGGCACAACCUGCGAAUGCAACUGUAGUACAGCCUGUGAAUGCAACUGUCUCACAGCCUAUGAAUACAACUGUGGCACAACCUGCGAAUACAACUGUAGUACAACUUGUAGAUACAAUUACUAUAGUAACGAGUGCGUGCGAUUGUGCUGGGGCAGUCAUUGGUACUGUGUGCUACACUUCCCUCGGUGCCGCGGUAAACAGCAGUAUAGACAACGACAUAAUUACGAUCGGAGGCAAGCACGAGGUUCCUGAACCGAUUGAUAUUAAUACAGUGAUUCUUAGCUUCCAGGGUGCAAAGUGUGAUAGUGAUGCAGGAGAGCUCAUCGCCACCUUUGAUAAUAAUGAGACAUCCAUCCUUCAAGCAAUCAACCCGGAUGGCCAUAUCAUAACCAUAAAAGAUCUCGACUUCACAUCCGCUGGUGAUAACAUGGCGGGUGGCUUUCGCUCAUUAGGAAACGUCACAUGGCCUAGUAAGCAAGGUGUCAACUUGACCUUGCAAAAUGUGCAUAUGCAAAACAUGCGCAGUGCACUCCCUGGAGUUGGCGUGUUUGUUGGCAACAGUCGCGGUUUCGAAUCCACAAGCGAUUGUACCUUCAAGGAUUUGACAAUGAAGGGAAACACGUCUUCCACAUACCCUGGUGGUGCGGCGAUCGCCGUCAUCGCGUUGUUUGAGCCAUACAUAAUCACCAUCAGAGGUAUCUUCGAGCGAAAUACUGCGAGAUAUAAUGAAGUAUGGGCGAGCAAACACUCGCUGGGGGGCGCAGUGUAUCUGGACUACAUGCAAUCGUCAGUGUAUAUUCUAAACAGCACAUUCCGUGACAAUGUAGCUAACCAGGGAUCGGCAAUACACGUUCAAGGUAUUUUCAAGACAUUCACAGUCGGAGAGGAUUGCCUCUUUGAACGAAAUAUCGCCAAGGACGAUGGGGAAAACGCAAGAGGUGGGGCGUUGAGAUUUCUACAUUUGGAGGAGAAUAGUGUGGUUACAAUCUCUGGUGUGUAUCGGGAAAACCAUUCUGAAGAACGUGGUGGUGUCCUCUCCACUAAUAUACAUAACAGUAACAGUACCUUCCUAUGGAAAAACGCGUAUUUCAGCGACAAUUAUUCAGCGGCUGAGGGUGGUGUGUAUAGUCAGUAUUCUUCCCAAGCUGUCGAAGGACGGUUCGUAAUAGAUGGAUCAUGUCGAUUCAAUAGUAACACUGCCUCGACGGAAAAAUCUACCAUUAUGUACAUGGCCAGCCACGGCACCAUGUCGGACGCAGACUGGGUGGAUGGUACAUCUGUAGAUGUUGUCGAACGAUUCAAUUUAUAA
Molecule: messenger RNA, 1717 nt
Organism: Sphaeroforma arctica JP610
Lineage: Eukaryota; Ichthyosporea; Ichthyophonida
Exons: 1
Coding region: 26-1717 (563 amino acids)
Source: RefSeq, a predicted model, not a curated record